GUUUUCGUUGCCACACCGUGCAACAAGUUCGCGACAGGAGCGCUUUUUAAAAGAAAUUGUAUCUGAGGUGUCUCUCUUCGAACUACAAAUAUUUUGUAUAGGCGUACUUAUCACUUAAAAUGUCCACACCUGUCGGUCCAAAGCCCUCCAAUGUGGUAUGCCCCAAUUGUCAUCAGCAGGUGGUAACGCGCACCGAGGCCAAGGCCACAACAAAGACGCACAUAAUAGCUCUAAUUUUGUGCCUCACGUGUUGCUGGCCCUGCGCCUGCUGUUUGUAUUGCACCGAUUGUGCGCGCAACAUGGAUCAUUAUUGCCCCUCGUGCAAGGCUUUUGUCGGCCACUAUGAGCGUUAAGGCCACCUGCCUCAUGAGCAUGUUAUUGCCAUGUCGAUGUUUCCAAUAGCCACGUACAUUUUUUAUAUAUGUGUUCUUACGCACGGUCAAACUACGCUUAAGCAAAUGUUAUUCUAUUUAUUUAUAAUAAUAACUGCUUACUACAUUUAUAAACUCACUGAUAUACAAAUAUAUACUAUAUAGAUAAUUGAAACUCUAA
This is a messenger RNA of Drosophila grimshawi, 552 nucleotides long. Its product is annotated as lipopolysaccharide-induced tumor necrosis factor-alpha factor homolog. The coding region runs from base 120 to 353 and encodes 77 amino acids. Gene Ontology annotation, molecular function: zinc ion binding. The record is from RefSeq and is a predicted model, not a curated record. Lineage: Eukaryota; Metazoa; Arthropoda; Insecta; Diptera; Drosophilidae. The transcript is spliced from 3 exons.